This is a messenger RNA of Actinia tenebrosa (Australian red waratah sea anemone), 1020 nucleotides long. RefSeq lists its product as uncharacterized. Lineage: Eukaryota; Metazoa; Cnidaria; Anthozoa; Actiniaria; Actiniidae. The record is from RefSeq and is a predicted model, not a curated record.
UAUUGAUACUUUCAAACUUCGAGAUUCGAUUCCCAAUUAUGAACUUUAUUCGUUCAAUGCACGAAGAAUGCAUGGUUAGCUGGACUAACAUGAGUUCUUCACUUCGCUCAAACCUCAGAAGGCUAUCAAAGUCACUGAGUUUCCUGUCAGUAAAAGGAUCAAGUAUCAAACCAUGUUCAUUUGAACAUGUAAUGACUAGAGCUAGCACAGCAAAAGUUGUACUCUUCGGUGAACAUCACGAACAGCCUUCGAUCCUUAAGGCUCAGCUCUGUGUUUUAGAAGGAAUGGCUUCACAAGCAGAAGAAUACUUCAAACAGAAUCAACAGAAACAAAAGAUAUUCCUUGUCCUAGAGAUGUUUAAUUUUCAGCAACAGUUUCUGUUAGAUGCAUAUCGGAAUUAUGAGAUUUCAAUCAGAGAACUUGAAAAAAAUUACGAACAGGAUACUGAAGGCUUUGCUAUCAUGGAACACUACGGCUAUCUUCUAGACACAGCUCGAAGUUUGGGCAUUACAGUAAUAGCGGGGUUUGUUCCAAAAUCAUCCUGUAAAGAAAUGGUUAGUGAUGGCAAAGAAACGACUCUAAAAAAUAUUCAAAAUAUUGGUGGUCCUGAUAAAAGCUUUUACGUUAAUGGUUCAGAAGAGCAUUACAGAUAUUUUCAAGGCUUGAUAAGUGGUAAAAUGGAUGAAGUGAAUGACAAAUAUCGAAAGAUUUUCCCGGCACAAAUUCUCAGAGAUAGUUUCUUUGCUCACUCUGUUAAUAAGAUCAUUCAAACGUCGGAAAACAAUAAAGUUGUUGGUAUAUGUGGUUCUGGUCACAUAGACCAUGGCUUUGGUAUACCUGAAAGGAUAUCUAGAAAAAUCGGGCCAGUAUUGUUGUUGACAUCUAGAAUGAAAGAGGACAAGAUUGAUCCUAAUGUCGCCGACUUUAUUUAUCAGUAUGAAUGAUUGAUGAUUUUAUGAAUUGUUAAUUCACGUUGUUUUUACUAUUUUAUAAUUAAAUAUUUAAAGGAAAAAAACUACA